AUGGCCAUAUACCUCAGUUACGUGCAUCACGCUAUUCCACCACAUCAAGAUAAUGAGUACAUAGUGGCUACAGUCACUGACGGCAAGGGCAACUUCACCAUCAUUGCUGGGUACAUCCCACCGAAAGCUAAAUUUGACGAAGGCUACCUCACUGACAUUCUCAGCAAGAAAGAUUCAAGCUAUGCUAAAUUCUUGAUACAGCAGGAGCCAAAUAUACCAAAGCAGUUUGAAACACCAAAGUUGGCGGAUGUUCCACCUUGGACACUAACAUGCCCUACAAUAUCACUCAAUAUAGAUGGCAUACAGAAAAAAGCGUCAACUGCACAAACUGUAUUAAAGCAACUGACCCUCUCAUUAAUCAAUAUCAACCAUCGGUUCAGAACUCACAUUUACACUGACGGGUCAACAACUCAUCAAAGCUCAGCUGCCGGAGUAGUUAUACCCAUGGAACAAGUCGUGCUCAAAUUCAGACUAGGCCACCGCACCUCAUCAACUGUCUCGGAGCUGGUGGCCAUUAGGGAAAGCUUGAAAUAUAUAAUACGCACCGAACCACGAGCAUGGUCCGUUUUCACUGACUCAAAAGCUGCACUCCAGAGCAUGCAGCACUAUCUACGACGUGGAGCAAAUGAACAGCUGACAUUCACCGUAGUCAGCCUCUGCCAACAGGCCCAACAGGCUGGCCACCACAUUCACUUUCAAUGGAUCCCGAGCCAUUGUGGCGUCCCUGGUAAUGAGGCCGCUGACCAAGCAGCAAAGAGCGGUCACGACAACAUAUCUAGCAUUUCUGUUCCAUAUUCAAGAACUGACGCUGGUGCAACGGUUUUCUGGGUCGGAAAAAAGAUAGGUGCGGCCCUCUGGGCAAGCCCUUCUCACCACUAUCCACGACUUUAUAAUAUAGAUCCUGAACUUAAGUUCAGACCGCCC
Molecule: messenger RNA, 924 nt
Organism: Ixodes scapularis (black-legged tick)
Lineage: Eukaryota; Metazoa; Arthropoda; Arachnida; Ixodida; Ixodidae
Exons: 3
Biological process (GO): DNA replication, removal of RNA primer
Molecular function (GO): nucleic acid binding; RNA-DNA hybrid ribonuclease activity
Source: RefSeq, a predicted model, not a curated record